UGCGACGGUUCCCAAGCGACUCAGAUCGGCGGAGAUAUACCCGACAUAUAGCCCAGUCAUAGGCGAUAGUCAAAAUCGAAAGAAACCGAGGGCCGCCAGAUAACUAACCUAACAAGGUAACGGCACACUCGAGACGAAAGACAGUCGAUAAGAUUAACGUCAACUUAAUUAAAACUAAAGAAAAGAAAAGCCAGGCACAAAACAAACGGCCGAUCGAUCGAUCGAUCGAUCCCAUCGUAACUUAUACAGUCCUCCUAGCCUUAGAUAAUAGCCAACUCGAGUGGCACUCGUUCAAGUGAUUUGUGAUUGUGGUUUAGUUAAGAACUGACUAAAGCCCUGGGAAAAAGUGUGUGAUUCAGUUUUGGAAUUUCCAAGAUCCCCAGGAUCUAAGGGAUCAUAUUCGGCAUCGGAAUCGGAAUCAGAUACAGCUGCAGGAUGUACGUGGCCAACACCACGGGCGGCCUAAUGCUGCAGACCAUGUUGUACUUGGCCAACCACACCAGUCGGGCGGCGGUCAACACCCUGGUGGACCUGCCACCAGCUCCCAAAAGUGACAUCAACGAGGUAAAAUGCUUUGGAGUGUAUGGCUGUUUUCCGAUCAAUGGACCCUGGAACACGGUGACCCGUUCGAUAAAUGUGCAUCCGCAGAAGCCUUCCGAGAUCGAGCCCCAUUUCACACUGCACACGCGAAGGGCACUGGAUCAGCCCAAGUAUCUGGAUCUCAAUGAUCCAGAAAGCGUUCAAGGCAUGGGAAUGAAUCCCAAGGGCAAGAUAUUCCUGCUCGUCCAUGGAUACCUGGAGUCCGGUGCGAUUCCCUGGAUGUGGGACAUGGCCAAGGCGCUGCUGGCCCACGAACCCGAGGGUCGGGCAGCCGUGGUCCUCAUCGAUUGGGGCGGUGGAGCCAGUCCGCCUUAUGUUCAGGCUGUUGCCAAUAUCCGGCUGGUGGGUGCCAUCACCGCCCAUGUGGUGCACAUGCUGUACGAGGAGCUGCGUCUUCCGAAUCUGGACAAUGUGCACAUCAUUGGCCACUCACUGGGUGCCCAUCUGUCCGGCUAUGCUGGCUAUCACCUGCAGCACGACUUUGGACUGAAACCGGCCAGGAUAACGGGUCUGGAUCCGGCUGCUCCCCUCUUCACGGACACCGAUCCCAUCGUGCGGCUGGACAAGACGGAUGCCCAUUUCGUGGACAUCGUGCACACAGAUGCCAAUCCCCUGAUGAAAGGCGGACUGGGCAUCAAUAUGCGACUGGGACAUGUGGACUUCUUUCCAAACGGUGGCUUCGAUAAUCCCGGCUGCAACAAGAAGUUCCAGGAUGUGGUUAAGAAGAAGACGCUGUUCCUCACCAUGCAGGAGUUCCUCGGCUGCAACCACAUUCGCAGUCAGCAGUAUUUUACGGAAAGCAUCGGCUCGAAGUGUCCUUUUCUUGGAAUAACCUGUGAUUCUUUCGAGAGCUUUAAGGACACGAAGUGCACCAGUUGCGAGGAGCCGGGCCACACGUGCCUGCGAAUGGGCUACCACAGCCAGGAGGAUUACCAGGAGCAGGUUGAUCUGGGCCAGCUGCAGCAAGGCGAUUCACCAGGGGUCUUCUACCUUUGGACUGGAGAUAGCAAGCCCUUCUGCCGACUGCACUAUAGGAUAACAGUGCGGGUUUCUGGACACGAUGAGAGUACUCUACAUGGCGGCGAGGUGGGCAUCCUGUCCAUUCAGCUGCACGAUGCCCUGGUGAAGAAGGGUGGCAAGAAUGAGCGAGCCGCCACGGAGAUGAUGAAGUUCUCCCAGAAGGCAAUGUACUUCGAGCCGGGCUAUGAAUACAAAGCUUUGGUGGCCGGACGGAAUCUCCGAGAACCGGAGUACGCGACUGUAAAUUGGGAGUAUCCUACCAAUAUACUGAAUCCACUCACAUGGCGCAUCUUAUCUGCGCCGCGUAUCUACUUGGAGUACAUCCUCAUCGAGGCGAUGGAGUCCAGCGACCUAUACUUAAAAUUAUGUCCUCAGCACGAAGGAGCCAUUCUCACGGGCGCCGAAAAUGUCCUGCGCUCCAGCUAUUGCAAGGAUUAAUACCAACCUGUUUACUAAGCAACUUUGGUAGUUUAUUGGCUAAUUGAUGAUGAUAUUAUCAUUUCAAUUAAUUGAUUAAUUAUCUGCUAAAUUCGGAACUGUAUGUAAGCUAUAUCAUUACUUAAUUGGCUAAUUAAUAUUUGUCUUCGCUCAUGUCUAAUCAUUAAUUAGCUAAUUAAUUAAUAAUUCAGUUGACACUUUCUCAGCACACAAAUAUGAUUGUGUAGAAAAUCAAAGAAAGCAAUGCAGGUUUGCGUCGCCGCUAAGUGGUUUGCACAACCAGAAGUGGCAGAGGGAUGCAAGUCUGCGCUGUGGGAACAGAUCGAAACAGUGUUCCCAGUUCGACUUUUAUAGCAACGUGCUGAGGAGGAACAGUUUGUAUUUUAUUAUAGUAUUUUAAUAGUUCGAAAUACGAAACAAUCAUCAAACCGUUAUUUAUUUUAUAAAAUAAUAUGUUUCAUAUAUUUUUUUUGAGUUUAAUGUAUUUGUAGUCGUAGUGCACUGAUGUAGUCUAAUUUAAUGUAAAUAAACAUGCAAAUAUAAAAAGA
Messenger RNA from Drosophila sechellia, 2606 nucleotides. Its product is annotated as pancreatic triacylglycerol lipase. Gene Ontology annotation, molecular function: lipase activity. Lineage: Eukaryota; Metazoa; Arthropoda; Insecta; Diptera; Drosophilidae. The transcript is spliced from 3 exons. Gene Ontology annotation, biological process: lipid catabolic process. The record is from RefSeq and is a predicted model, not a curated record. The coding region runs from base 436 to 2058 and encodes 540 amino acids.